Messenger RNA from Centropristis striata (black sea bass), 1054 nucleotides. RefSeq lists its product as uncharacterized. Bases 130 to 876 code for a protein of 248 amino acids. Lineage: Eukaryota; Metazoa; Chordata; Actinopteri; Perciformes; Serranidae. The record is from RefSeq and is a predicted model, not a curated record. The transcript is spliced from 8 exons. Gene Ontology annotation, molecular function: cysteine-type peptidase activity. Gene Ontology annotation, biological process: proteolysis.
CAUUCUGAUUUCAUAAGAUCUCAUGCUUAAAUACCACAGAUAUUGGCAGAUAAAGGCGAGCAGCAAAAAGGGGGAGACCAGACGAACGCCACUGACAACAAACAAACAAAGGCCACUUCUACUUCCACGAUGAAAAAAUCCACUGAUACAGCAGGACUUAAGAAAAUUUGGAAGAAAAAGGACAGUGAAGUGGUCAUUGCAGUCAUUGAAUCACCUGACAAGACUGACCAGUUCAUUCUUCGCCAGAAUGAAUUAAAUUCUCUAGCACCACAGAAGUGGCUGCUGGGCGAGACAAUUGAGUGCUACCUCAGAGCCAUGCUGAAUGUGAAAGGGUUAGGGAAAAGAAUAUAUAUCCUCAACCAUUAUUCUGCUGGAGUCAUAGUUUUUGGAGAACGAUCUGCCAUGGCUAAUCACUCAUUACCCAAGCUUAACUUUGACAACUACGACAGAGUCAUAGGAUUCAUGAAUGUUACAAACAAUCACUGGAAAUUCCUGUAUCUGAACAAGUUGAACAAAAACGUGUUUGUCAUGGAUCCCUUGGGUCAAUCUGAGGACAAAGAGUCAGGCGUUGCUGCGAAACGGUUUUGCCAGUUCUUCAGAAUGCGGCAGAACCGUUAUCAGAAGACUGAUUGGGUGGAUGUGAAGUGGAAGGGAGCCACAAUCAACCACAGCAUUCAAAAGGAUGGUAACAACUGUGGUGUUUUCGUCAUGAAGUCUUCAGUGAAACAGACCAUUGCUCCAGUUGCGGCCAGGAGAAUCCCACUGGACAGAAGGGAAAUACAAAAUGGAUUGAAUGCACUAAAUGCAGGAGGUGGUACCAUCCGACCUGCAUUGCCAUGUCAGAUGAAGAUUGGGACAAGGAAAAAGAGGGAGUAACAACGAUGUGGAACUGUGACUUUUGCUGAUUGUCAAAUCGUCAUGAUCGUCAUGAUGUAAGUAACUUUGAAUGUGUCUGUUAUGUGUUUAAAACAAACACUUUAAAUUUUAGAUAUCAUUCCUUCCUUGUGUCUCCAAUCACAAGACAUCUGUCAAAAUAAAAAAUGAGAAAUGUAAA